AUAGCACUGACUUUAACCGUGAACUAGCAGAUAGCACUGACAUUAUCCGUGAUUUACCAGAUAGUACUGACUUUAUCCGUGAUCUACCAGAUAGCACUGACUUUAUCCGUUAUCUACCAGAUAGUACUGACUUUAUCCGUUAUCUACCAGAUUGCACUGAAUAUAUCCGUGAUCUGCCAGAUAGCACUGACUAUAUCCGUGAUCCACCAGAUAAUAGUACUGACUAUAUCCGUGAUCUAAAAGAUAGCACUAACUUUAUCCGUGAUCUGCCAGAUAGCACUGACUUUAACAGUGAUCUAUCAGUUAGCACUGACUUUAUCCGUGAUCUAACAGAUAGCACUGAUUUUAACCGUGAUCUAGCAGUUAGCACUGACUUUAUCCGUGACCUACCAGAUAGUACUGACUUUUUCCAUGAUCUAGCAGACAGCACUGACUUUAUCCGUGAUCUACCAGAUAGUACUGACUUUAUCAGUGAUCUACCAGAUAGCACUGCCUUUAACCGUGGUCUAGCAGAUAGCACUGACUUUAUGCAUGAUAUACCAGAUAGUACUGACUUUAUCCGUGAUCUACCAGAUAGCACUGACUUUAUCCGUUAUCUACCAGAUACCAAUGACUUUAUCCGUGAUCUAACAGAUAGCACUGACUUUAUCCGUUAUCUACCAGAUACUAAUGACUUUAUCCAUAGCACUGACUUUAUCCAUGAUCUACCUGAUAGUACUGACUAUAUCUGUGAUCUAAAAGAGAGCACUAACUUUAUCCGUGAUCUGCCAGAUAGCACUGACUUUAACAGUGAUCUACCAGUUAGCAAUGACUUUAUCCGUGAUCUACCAGAUAGCACUGAUUUUAACCGUGAUCUAGCAG
This is a messenger RNA of Chiloscyllium plagiosum (whitespotted bambooshark), 861 nucleotides long. The record is from RefSeq and is a predicted model, not a curated record. Lineage: Eukaryota; Metazoa; Chordata; Chondrichthyes; Orectolobiformes; Hemiscylliidae.